Toxoplasma gondii ME49 is the source of this 1762-nucleotide messenger RNA. RefSeq lists its product as hypothetical. The coding region runs from base 211 to 1506 and encodes 431 amino acids. The record is from RefSeq and is a predicted model, not a curated record. The transcript has 4 exons. NCBI's taxonomy places the organism in Eukaryota, Apicomplexa, Conoidasida, Eucoccidiorida, Sarcocystidae.
CAAAAUUCGAGAGACGGGCCUUGGUUAGAGCAGGAACCGACGUCUGGGUCGAAGUGGAGGAGGGAAAAGCGAUUCGAAAAUUCGAGGCGAGUUUGUGCAUUGGGCAGUCGGCAACUGUGGCUCCUACAGGAAUCAACUGACGGAACUUCACAAGUUUCACGUGACAAAUCCGACUCAGCCCACAGGAAAGCACAGGCGUUACAGCUGAAAAUGUCGCCGGAUUGGGGGCAGAAUGGAGAACGAACAGAUUUGGCGCGAAGAGCGGAGGAGUCAUACAGUGAAAAAAGAAAUGCUCCUUCACCUAUGACGUUUCCUACGCAAUGCUAUAUACCAACACAGAAUGAAACAAAGGCUCAAUGCCAGGCAACACUGCGUUCUUCGAAGGCUAGCGCACUACCCCUGAAACAGAGAACGCCGAGCAGGCGACUUGGCGAAGAUGACAGGGCGUGUUCAGCGACAAAACAAAAGAGCAUCGUGGUUCAAAUGGACAUGGUCACAGACGUAGUUCACGAGGCUGCUGCUUUGCGUUUUGGCUGGGCAAUUCACAAGAUUAUUAGAAGACGUCUGAUCAGCGUGAUCAGGCAUUGGAAAAGUGCUGGCUCUCGUCCAUGCUCCGGUGGUCGGAAUUUCUCCGUGGUGACAGACACGUCUUUCUCAAUCGUCAAGUCCUUGCCUCACACGGGGAACGGCCGUCCCGAAGUACGUCUCGAAGCGCCGGUGGAAAUGGGAAGCCACCAGGCAUUCCUUUUGUCACAGCACUCUGCAUCCCAACGCAUUCUGGUUCGAAACGAAGAUAAGACGACGGCAGUUGCGGGAUGUCACUCAUCAGACUCAGGCCGAAUUGGACACCGUGACCCACGGACAGUGUCUGUUGCGACAUCAGUAAAAAGUGUUGGAGCACGCCUCCUGUCGCGAUGUUUGCUUCAUGCCAUCCGAGAAGCAGGCGUAGGAGACGCCUGGGACAGACUCAAAACUUGGAGUCAACACUGUCAGUUUGAGGAGCACAUAAGCGGUUUCUACUCGUCGCUCCAAGUUGUCUCGGAAUGGGCCGUCCGAUUCAGUCGUGUGGUAGCUGUAAUGGCGCUUCGAAGAGUAGUCGGUUUCUCCGCCCGAAGAAUAUUGCUCAGAACCUUUCUCACGUUGUCGCAAGCAGAGCCCAGAUCCUCCAGUUCCCGAACAAUGCCGCAUACAGGCGUCACAGUGACUGGUCCGUCCCCCGACCUCGGCAGUUCAGGAGUGGGAACUCCAACAGAUGGUGUGCAAACGUCUGGUGCUUCCUAUCCACAACCACCAGGCUGUUUGACGUACGAGACGAAUGGUAAACUCCUAGGCAAUAGAGGAGAAGAAUGUUACACACGGCGCAUGCCGGUGUACACAGCUAAUGCUCCGCAACAGACUCCGAGAGUGAAACCUACGACGGUUCUGCGUGCAUCAAGACACCGGUUACGUCAUGUGGUCGAGAGCUUAGCUCUGAUUUACCAGAAAAUGUUGAACCAGAAGCGGUAACUACAUGUGAUGUGACCACAGACAUCGAUACAUUCGGCAUUCUCCGCCCUUUGGGCAAGAAAAAAGUGCAAGGCGCUUGUCCUACUGCAGAAUGGUAGACUCUUUAAACGCUCGAAAAAUCAAUAGAACAAAUCAAAGCGUAGUCGAAGAACGUGCGUAAGGCAAACUGAGACGCGUUUACCGCAGUCGGGCAUCAGUCCUCCAGCUGUAUCAGCGAGCACUUCUUGCCACCUAAAGGCUAACACGUACAUCCUCC